Messenger RNA from Gavialis gangeticus (Gharial), 1964 nucleotides. RefSeq names its product SYS1, golgi trafficking protein (gene SYS1). Gene Ontology annotation, biological process: protein localization to Golgi apparatus; Golgi to endosome transport; Golgi to plasma membrane protein transport. NCBI's taxonomy places the organism in Eukaryota, Metazoa, Chordata, Crocodylia, Gavialidae. Gene Ontology annotation, cellular component: trans-Golgi network; Golgi membrane. The coding region runs from base 99 to 569 and encodes 156 amino acids. The record is from RefSeq and is a predicted model, not a curated record. The transcript is spliced from 3 exons.
GUGGCGGUGACGACGCUCUAGGCGCCUACCCUCGCAGCCUACGGCGCCGCUCUGGGCUGCGGGCGCGCCUCGCUGGUCGGCGCUGUCAGCGCGGCGGGAUGGCGGCGCAGUUCCGCAGUUACGUGUGGGACCCGGCGCUCAUCGUGGCGCAGAUGGCGCUCAUGCAGGCCGUCUACUACGGCGCGCUCGGCCUCUGGCUGGCGCUCGUCGACGCGCUGGUGCGCAGCGGCCCCUCGCUCGACCAAGUCUUCAGCUACGAGGUCCUGGGCUUCUCCGCCACGCCCGGCCGCCUCGCAGUCAUGGCCUUCGUGCUCAACGCGCUCACCUGUGCUUUGGGCUUGCUGUAUUUCAUCCGGCGAGGAAAGCAGUGUCUGGAUUUCACAGUCACAGUUCACUUUUUCCACCUUCUGGGCUGCUGGAUUUACAAUUCACACUUCCCCACAACUCUGACCUGGUGGCUAGUGCAUAUUGUGUGCACAGCACUCAUGGCUGUGAUCGGGGAGUACCUAUGUAUGAGAACAGAACUCAAAGAGAUCCCCUUGAAUUCAGCCCCCAAGUCCAACGUAUAGGCUAGCUCUGGGCACAUGCUGCAUCAGGUUCUUUUCCCACGCCUCAGCACUGAUGUGUCCUAUGUCUGACAGUGUCAUUGCAGAAGCAGAGCAAGUCUGUUGGGACUUUUUUUAAGAUCUUGGUGGCUUCAUCAGCAUGAAAAUCUUUGCAGACAAUGCACAAAAAAGACAUUUAUUUUAUUAACACAAAGCAUUUAACACAACGGUUAAGCAUAGGUGCAUUAACUCUUUCCUCAAGUGACACGGACAACAAUAAGUCAGACAACCCAAUCUGAAGCAUGAGAAGUAGCUGGAGUUGAUACAUGUGCUUGGGCUCUGCUUGUUGGAGCUGGGAUGACAUGAUCCAGUUUUUUGGCUCAGGUGUGCACACUGACUGACUAAGACCUACUACUUCCAUCUUCUAAUGUGUUUUUUCUUCAGUUGGUUUUUGUUUAAAAGGAAGAAAUUAAACUGAGAUGGGAGAAAAGAAAAUAGGUGGACUUAUUUCAAUCACCAGCUGAAAACCCAGGGAGCCUAGGCUCUUACGGCUUUGGUUGCUGUUCCCAUAGUUUACAUACAGUGGGCAUAAAACCACACACUAUGAGCUGAAAGAACCCUGAACAACAAUGGUAUUAAGUUGUCUUCAGCAUGUUAAAAUCCCUGUGGUGACUGGAACACUUCAAGGUACACAAUGAGCGUCUGUCAUAGCAACCAAAACAGGUCUGGCUUAAAGGAACACCAAGGGAUGUGCAUCCCAAGCUUUCUGAAACUGCUGAUGACAAACAUUAUACAAAGAUCAAGGAGCCACUGAGCUCUCUCCCAGGAAAGCAACAGCUCCGCUCUCCCCCGGCACAGAGGAUGGGCCUUUACAUUCUCCACUUUAGCUGGCAACGGUUUGGAGAGGUGUUCUGCUGCAUCACCCUGUUACCAUUUCCACUCCAGAGUGACCUCUGUCUUCCUACCAGGCAGUAAGUCCCAGUACUUGAUCCUGCUCAAAAGCUGCCUGCCACCAAAGGCUGUUGUCCCAAACUGAUGGGGGCUUCUUGCUGAAGGAUGUGAUAUUUGGUAUUAGAUGCAGGACAGCUAGUGGGCUCCUACCACAAGAAUGAGAUGGUGCUUUGGAUUAGGCCGCUACAUGGAGAACCUCGCUUCUCAACAAACCUAGAUGCCAGCCUUCCCCAUGAAAGGAGUGGGCCAAGUGGGCAAAUACGUCUCUCUUGCAGGCUCCUCUAAGGAAUGCUGAGUCUGUGAUUCUAAACAAGGUCGAGCAUUGGGUUUUUUUUAAUGGUGAAAUUCUUUCCUCCUGGGUGGCACCUGCUGCCAGUCACUCUCCUUUAUACAUGAAUGUCUGUGAAAAUUCCCAGUUUGUAUAAGUUAUGUUUGCUAAUUUAAAGUUUAAUUUGUAAAGACUUGGAA